AACAACUCUUACCAAAGGUAACAAUAAAAAAUUGCAGACGUGGUAAGUUCUUUAGUUCAUUUGAUUAUAUGACACGGGGAGAUAUGUGCUAAUUUGAAGAACCAAACAGCUAUUGAGCCAUUAGUUAGGGACUAAUAUGGUUACCAGAAACAGUUAAGAUAACAGGGACAGAACCAAAAACAGAAGUUUCCUCGCCAUCACAACAAGGUCUCAGCUUGGUUGUGCUGCUAUGCUGGUUCUUCUGCAUGUCUCUCUCUUUGCAUAUGCAUAUGUGCUUAUCCAAUAGAAUAUUAGCCCGAUUUGGCGACUUUUAUUGUUCAAUGAAUUGUUGAUGAAGUUAGUAGUUAAAAAUGCAUACAAGCUGUUUACUAAAUUUCCAAAGAGAAAUUACUCGUCGCGAAUUUCAUUGAACAUGCGCGAAAGCUCCUUUUUUUUGCACCCACUUAAGUUUGCUGGAAAACAAAAUGUGAGAUCAUGGACGUCAAAAAUAUCCAGUUUGGUGAGGGAAAACCAAUCCAUCGAAGCCAUCUACUUGUUCAAAACAAUGCUAAGAAAUGAACACAAACCCAAUUACGUGACAGUUUUAAGCAUUAUAAGAGCUGUCGAAAAAUGGGAGCCUAUGGUCAAAGGAAUUCACGGGUUCACAAUCAAAAUGGGAUUUGAAUUGGAACUGCCCGUUGUGACGGCUCUUGUUGGUGUUAACUCUAUUUGGGAUAUGGAUACCGCAUGGAAAUUAUUUGAUCACACAAGAGGCAAAGAUGUAAUUUUGUGGAGUGCAAUGGUUUCAGCUUGUGUCAAGAGUGGAGAGUACGUAGAGGCUGUUGAGCUUUUCAGGAAAAUGCUAUCCUUUGGUGUGGAACCAAAUUAUGUUAGCAUUGUGGGGAUUGUCCCUGCUUGUGCCAAUCUUGGUGCUUUGAAAGUUGGAAAAGAAAUUCAUGCUUAUUCAAUAAAAAGUUUGUUUAUUUCUCAUGUUAAUAUCCAAAAUUCCCUUGUGGAUAUGUAUGCUAAAUGUGGGAGUUUGAAGCCUUCCCUAACUGUUUUUCACGGAAUAGAGAAGAAGGAUCUUGUUUCAUGGAGGACUAUGAUUCAUGGAUGUGUAGAAAACGACAGUUUCAGUGAAUCUUUGAGUUUAUUCUCUGAAAUGAGAUAUUGUUGCUAUGAGCCAGAUGAGAGUGUUAUUCGCGAAGUAAUUGGAGCAUUGUCACAAUUGGAUGAGAUUAAAAUUGGGCAGUGUUUUCACAGCCUCGUGCUCAAGCAGGGAUAUUCGAGAUCUGUUUCGGUAGUAACUGCUCUUCUUCACAUGUAUGGUGGUUUUGGUGAUAUUGAGUCGGCCAGGAGUCUGUUUGAUCACCUGAAACCAAAAGAUCUUAUUGCCUGGAGUACGAUGAUUGCAGCAUAUGCCCAAAGCGAACUGCCUAGUAAUGCUUUUGAUAUAUAUCAGCAGAUGCGAUCAGCAAAUGAGAAGCCUAACGAGAUCAUCUAUGUCAGCCUAUUACGUGCUUGUUCUUCGAUGGCUGCUGAAGAGAUUGGAGAAGGUAUACACGCACAAGUGGUAAAAAUUGGAAAUACAUCAAAUGCCUUUUUGAUAUCCUCACUUAUUGACAUGUAUUGCAAAUUUGGACGCAUAAGCCAAGGGGAGGCAAUUUUCAGUGAAUGUCCUAGCAAAGAUCUUAUUUGUUGGAGCUCAAUGAUCAAUGGCUAUGGAAUUAAUGGGCAUGGAAAUGAGGCUCUUCAGUGUUUCUUAGACAUGUUAAACACUGGGAUUAAACCAAAUGAUGUUGUUUUCAUUUCUGCUCUAUCUGCCUGCAGUCAUUGUGGUCUUGAAUAUGAGGCAUGGAACUGGUUUUAUGCAAUGGAAGAGAGAUUCAGUGUUACACCAAAACUUGCACAUUAUGCGUGCAUGGUUGAUAUGCUUAGUCGUCAAGGCAAUGUAGAAGAAGCUCUUGAAUUCGUCAACAACAUGCCUGUUGAACCUGAUAAGCGGAUAUGGGGAACUCUGCUUGCUGGCUGUAGAAAAACUUGCAUAUCAAUUGAAAUAUGUGAGAUCGUUGCCAAAAGGCUCAUUGCUUUAGACCCAGAAAAUACAAGCUCUUUUGUGAUUCUGUCUAACUUAUACGCAGAGCAGGGAAGAUGGAAAGAGGUAGAACAGUUGAGGCAACUCAUGGAUGAGAAGAAUUUGAAGAAAGACUUCGGUUAUAGCUUAAUUGAAACCAGUCUGUAGAAAGGUGCAAUGGCAAGAUCUCUGACUUGAUGUUGCGUCCAAGGAUUGAUUGCUUUGGCUUCAUAGCAACUGCCAAGACAUAAAGGCUUCUGAAUAGUGAUGACAGUCAGUAUUGAAGUCGAAUAGGAGCUUCUCUCACAGAUUCUCAGGUCUAAAAACUGGCCUCAUAGAAAUACAGCAUUAUAGGAUUUGAAAUGCCACUUUGGAAAAAGAGAGCACAAGUGAGCCAUCCUAUCCCAAAGGUUCCCCACAGAUUGAAUUGUGAAUUGCACAUCAAGGUGGAAUGCCUUCUUGCUACUAACGUGUUAUUUCCCUUUGCAAGAGUUUAAGCUGAACCAUACAAAUAUAUUUUAAUUG
This is a messenger RNA of Nicotiana tabacum (common tobacco), 2578 nucleotides long. RefSeq names its product pentatricopeptide repeat-containing protein At1g11290, chloroplastic-like. Gene Ontology annotation, molecular function: RNA binding; protein binding. The record is from RefSeq and is a predicted model, not a curated record. Gene Ontology annotation, biological process: RNA modification. NCBI's taxonomy places the organism in Eukaryota, Viridiplantae, Streptophyta, Magnoliopsida, Solanales, Solanaceae.